AUGGCGCAGAGUUUGGGGAAAAGAGAGCGAAGAAAGAGCUUGGGUUCGUUUGGCCCGCUGUCGACGACCUCGAAUCCCGGUCCGAUUCCGCUAGACCGUUCAACUAUUCACGAGACGAAUGUGCUGAGGAAAAAGCAGCGGCGCAAUUCCGGGUUCUUUGGGGGCCGGAACCCCAGCCCAGUGAGAGCGUCUACUGGAUACCGCGAUCCGGGAACAGUAGCCCCAGUCCGGGUGGCCACUUCGCCGGCCCUCGAUGGCCCGCGGGCGCGCCGAAAGUCGCUUCAAAAGAGACGUAACUCAGUGUUCGGCUCUCUUCGGUCGCUCCAUUCGCUCGACGAUGACGAUCCGAACCGGCGUUCUCUUGACAGCGAGGAAGGGCAUGGGGUUGGGUCGAUUAUCCUUCAUCAUGGCGAAAUCCAGAUAACAGGCGGGGUAUGGAGGAAGAAGAGUCAGUAUCUUGUUUUAACAGAUACGCAUAUCGUCCGGUUCAAGAGCCUGAACAAAGCGCUGGAAACGUUCCCGUCAAUCCCCCCGUCAAUGGCCCGAUCAGGCAGCAACCGACAGUCAAUCGCCUCGAUCAGCUCCCUGCAGGAUCCGCAGCUUUCUGCCGUUGGUGAUGCUUCAGUUGGCAUUCCCCUGAACAGUAUUGUUGCCGUCUACAUGCUCGACGACGGGAAACCCUCAUCUUCGAUUGAGGUAGCUUAUAUGGACGAGCGGACACAGAAGACCACCUUUAUCCAGAUGCAAACACCGGAUAUCCAGGAGCUGAACCUUUGGAUGGUUGGAAUUCGAUCCGCGGCUGAAAUGAGUCGCAGUAACACCCCAAUGCCAUAUGACCCAAGGGCGUUAGACUGUGUGAUCAGGAUAUUAGAGCACGAGCGCGACUACGAUCCAGAGAUCUUUCGAAUGUUUCGGGUCAUUCAGAUGGCUUCUAGCAAGUCCCCGACGCGGGCGUCGGCGGACGAGCUCACCAAACUGUCACCAACUGGAUGCUAUCUUGCCCUUGGGAUGCACAAGCUACAUCUAGUUUCACUGCAAAAGGUAUCCAGCCGUGGAUCUACUGCGUCUUUAACUGACCUCGAUGCCGCAACGUCGUUUGGCCUCAUGAACCUGACCAGUUUAUCCAUGGAGUGGGGCGAUGAUAGCCUGCAUUUGACUUUUCGAGUUCCUCUUCAGAAGUCUUGCUCGAUUUUCGUAGCGUCAGUUCACUCGUUGGAGAUUGCCUACUGGAUCAGGCAACAGACCGAAUUUCUCCGUCCGCUGUGGCUUAAGCAACCGUACGAUUUCAUUGUGCCUCGCGAUCUGAAUAACGAAAACAAUUUUCCCCCAGUGUGUCUGGACGAAGACUAUGGCUGUUUCGACCGUACAUUGGUUGCCCACUGUGCCAGCUAUGGUAUCGACACCUCCAACAUUCGAUAUACUAUUGAUACUCAGUGCGAUGAUGCUCCUUGCUUCAGACUACUACGCCCAGCUUCACCACAGCGGAGCAAAUAUACAGCCUUGGAACUGAUCGCCCUCAUGCGAACAUUGAGGUAUAACGAGUCAUUUCGGUCAAUAUCUUUCAGCGGAGUCAGCUUGGAUGCGAUCCAAGACGUGCGAGACCUCAACGGAAUCGAUAAAGACGCGUUACUAACACGUGCAAAUGCCCAAAUCCACAUUCCUGGACAGGAGAACCUCUCAGUACUUUCGCAAGAAAUCCGAGCACUGAGUUUGAAAAGCAAAUGGCUUCGCCGGCUGGACUUCUCAUAUACUCUUAGCCGAACACCCAAGUCCGACAAUGACAGCCACGACCCAGGUUGUGGCAUUCCGGAAGCUAUCUUCCCUAUUUGUCGGCGAGAGCUCACAAAUGUUGACUGGAUAGUCUUGAACGGUAUCAAACUCGGGGACUCUGAUCUUGACUACCUUGUUGAUGCCGCGUCCCAGCGGAGUAGUCAUUUUCGAGCUCUCGAAGUGGGAAACUGCGGUCUGUCUGUUCAUGAUAUUGACUUGCUUCUUUCGACAACGGUUGCCCAAGUAUCGACACUUGAAGCUAUCAAUAUCUCUGGUAUACAAGGACGUAUAAAGCCAGAUAUGCUACAACAAUACCUGGGCUAUUUUGGUCAGGUCAAGAAGCUUGAUUUGUCACGCAUCGCGAGAACAUCGGGUCCCGAGCCUCUCAUUCCGGCUCAAGUCCUGUUCAACUGGCGGCUCGAAGAGCUCUCUAUGAACCAAACACCAGCCAAUAGGGAGACAGUUGAUGCUAUUGCCACCUACCUCGCAAGCGAUCGGUCCGAAUGUCUGCGGGUUAUCCGACUCGAUCAGUGCGGCCUCUCCGGGCAGGAUGUAGCUAUUUUCUUGCACUCACUGGCGGCUUUGCAGCACAGCCGCGACCUCCACCUCCAUGUGAAUGACAACCGGCUGGAUCUUGGCUGCUCGUACCUUUGUGAUGCAAUUGCUCAAGAUAAAACGCCAACUCAUUUAUCGAUGAGGAUGAUCGAUUUCAAGAAGGAGCAACAGUUUCAAGACCUGGUUGAAGCGUUGCGCAAGAACCGCACUCUAAAAUACCUUGAUAUCUCGAAAGCAUCUCUUCCUUACGACGCUGGACCGGAGACAUCCAAGUCGCUCCAAUUGAUGUUCGAAGAGAAUGAUACUUUGGAGGACCUGGAUAUCAGCGGGGAUAAUGCGCAUCUGGAUGUAGCGCGGUUCGGAAUUGGCCUCAAUCUAGCUCUAACUGGUCUGAAGAAAAACAGCUCCCUGAAAGUCUUGAGGAUCGAACACCAAAAACUUGGGCUACAAGGCGCUAAUACUCUGGCUUCUGUCCUGGAAAGCAAUACCAGUCUACUUGAGGUCUAUUGUGAAAACAAUGAUAUCAAUCUGCAAUCGUUCACAGUACUUGUGAAUGGUCUUCAGAAUAAUCGAUCUUUGUUAAGCUUGUCUUGUAUGGAUUGCGAUAGAGCCCGGUCACUUGACAAGGUUCGCCGGGAAAUCGCCAAUGUCAAACGGGACUUGACGCACUCUCAGCCUUCGACAAGUUCUCUACGCCGGUCAUUACAUGCUGCGAUCAACGCCAAGCAUAUGUCAGUCAACAGUAAACUGGCCAAGCACUCACGUUCCUAUGGUCAUAUCCGUGCUACUGCAAGCUCGCUUUCGGCUGUUGAGAGCUCCAAACCACCCAUGGAUGAUCAGGUCGAGGCUAUCAUGCAGUCUUUGAGUGCAAAAUGGGACGCAGAAGUCUCUCGUCUGCGUCGAUAUCUAUUUAGGAAUUUCAAUCUGGCUAAUGGUCUCAGCAAGGACGGCACCGACUUCGUCGGCGACGACGCCGAGAGCGAUGGACGACCUGCAACCGCUGCAAGUCUUGGGACUAUGCUAGAACAGCUCAAGCUCGAUGUGGCGCUAUCUACAAAUGACACACAGGAACAAAGAUCUCAAAUGCCGCCACAGUCUGCCCCGCAAAUCAGUGUCGCAGACUCAAGUCCGCACCUGGAAAUAUUCCAAAGCCUUGAUGUAGAAAAUGGCCUGGACGAUGAACUCCAGAAAUCGCCGUACCUAUCAUCAAAUCCAGAGAUCGCUUCACAGCCCUUUCCAGACUACGGAGCUUCGAAUUCUCGUUCUGCACUUCCGGUUCCUACGAUGCCAUCCGCUGUGAGCAAAACCAGCAGUGUCCGCAGUACCCGGAGUUCAAGCACUGUCUCCACAAGCACUGGAACAGGCGCAAGCGCAAGGAGCACUUAUGGGGCAGCCUCCUCUACGCUGAGAGGCUUGCUAUCUUCGAGAGAGCGAAAGAAAAUGGAGGCCAUGAAAGGCACAGUAUGCGUUGGAGACAGACCACCAACUUUAGAUUGGUCACCACCGCGUUUUGACCUUGGAGAGCUCCGUUAACUCAUUCACAAGUCCUGAGACACCUCGCUCUGAAUGUGGUUCUUGCAAUUGACCAACGAGCCAAUUGAUUGACCCAAAUAUCAUUGCUGCUACUCACCACUCGGAACUACUCCUCGUUAUACCAAUUAAAGCUUUGUUUACGCCACCACUCGCUUGGAUUCCUUCGUCCGCUAUUAACAUAAGCAGAUGCUUGGAAUUCUGCCCCUUGCGCUCGAUACCCUCACUGAUCUCGUUUAUUCUGUGCACAGCGUUGUUCUGCGCUCCCUUGCCUUGACGCUUCCGACCUCAUCCUUCUGUCUUCAAUCUACCCUUGAGACUAA
Molecule: messenger RNA, 4178 nt
Organism: Aspergillus nidulans FGSC A4
Lineage: Eukaryota; Fungi; Ascomycota; Eurotiomycetes; Eurotiales; Aspergillaceae
Exons: 1
Coding region: 1-3858 (1285 amino acids)
Source: RefSeq, a predicted model, not a curated record